AUGCUUAAGAAAAAGGAGAAGCUCGAGCAAAUGCGCGAGCUUGGACGUGGAGGGCUCUCCAAGGGGCUGCACUUCCUUCGCACUGCAAAAUCCAACGCAUCCCUUGAGAAUAGUGAGGCUGAUUCCACUCUUUCUACUGCCGAGGAAGAAGGAACUACUUCUAGCCGUAUGACGUAUGAGGAGCUACUAGCGCUGAGUAUGAAGCUUACACGACAGAAUAAGCUCAUGAAGUUGCAGCAUCAGAAAACUCAGACCAAGUUAGCAGCUGCUAGCAGACACGAAUUGGAUAUACAGGCCUUACGAAGCUUCCUGGAGCUCGAGCUUGGAGUUGACGUAACUGCGUGCACCCGAACAGAUAGUACUACCAGGGGCUCAAUCGAUGUCGACGCACUGAAGACUAAGUAUCGUACGCUGGCUAAAGUAGAGCAUGAAGGUGAAGACAAGGGUCAGACAUGUGUGGAAAGCGUGAACUUGCUGGACCUGUCACCUGUCAAGAAAUACGAAGAGAUCGAUUUACUGGCGGGAGAAAAUCGCGAUGUUCCGUACGACGAUGCUCAGAUGGACGAGGCCAUGCAGCAGGUUGAAAGGAUGCGAGAACAACUAAAGCAGAGUGCACAGUAUACGCAGGAUUUGGAGCAGAAAUUGCAAGAAAGGAUUGAGCAGCAGGAACAAGUUAUGCAAGUUUUGGCUGAAAAAAAGAGAGAGAUGGAAGAAAAAGAGCUCGAAUGGGAAUCAAAAUGGAAAAAGCAGGUUGCAGAUAAUUGUGAAAAGACGAAACAGCUUGAGGAGCUAGAAACGAAGUUGCGGAACAUUUCAGUCGAGUUAGAAGCAAGUGAUAAGCAGAGAGAAGAAGUUCAGAAAGAGGAAGCAGCAACACUUGAAAUCAUGAAACAGGAAAAGAGGGAGCUAAUGGACCGUUUACACCGAGCAGAAGCUGCUGUCUUAUCAAAAGAGCAAGAGAAGCUAGGAAUUAAACACAUGGAAGCGGAGGGUGAAACACAAAUUGUGACGGAAGUGGCAAGGGCUGAUGAUGCAGAACUUGAGGAUCAGUCAGAAUUCCUGCAAACCUCUUCGGCUACUCUGGAGAGCCAAGCACAUGAUGUGAUAGCUAAGCACGCAGACAACAAGACGAACAGUACACCGCUCAAUUGUACGAAUCAAGCUUUAAUAUCCGAAGCUCAUGCGAAAACAAUGGUGGUAGCUGCUUUAGGGGCACAACAAGCUGAGCUGGACGCUGCGAAAGUCGAAAAUAAACACUUGCAAAGCAAACUUCAAGAACUACAGCAGACAGUGGCAAACUUAAAAGCUGAAAUGUCGGAUCUUGAUUCGAAAAAGGAAGUAGAAGUGGAACUAAAGGCUCUUCAGGCGGAGAACUCGCGUCUUAAUGAUCAACUGGAACAUUUGCAACAGACAGCAGCGUCACUUCCCUCAGGAACAGAAAUGGACACCAUUGAGGUGGCAGAAAAUACUUUACAAGCCGAGAUCGACCAAUUAAAAGGACUGCUUGAUGCAAAAAACAAUAGCUUUAAAGCUCUACAACAAGAAGUCGUGCAAUUUAAGGAAUUACUAAAUGCUCAGGAGGAUACCAUACAAAAGGUAAAGGUACAGGAUGGAAGAGAAAGCGCUUCAUUGAUGCAAGAGCUGGAGCGUGUAAGAUCGGAAUUGGCCGAAAGCAUGCGCGAAAGGCAGUCGAUACAGAAAAAGCUUAGCGUUGCUGAAGACAAUCGAUCGGAGGCAAGCAACAAAUAUGAUAUCGCACGGGCGCUAGUGGAUGAGCUUAAGCGAGAUACAGAUCGCUUAACUGACCAGGUUACUCAGUUCGAGAAGAAGCAGAUUGCCUUGAAAGAUGAGAUUGCUGCUUUAAGUGAAGCAAAGCUUAAACUCGAAGAGCAGAACGAUCUGGCACACGAGGCAAAGGCAGCACUUGAGAAGCAGAUGGAGGAAGAGCGAGCAUAUUGGACAUCAAAGCUUGAAAAUCUUAUCACAGCAAGUGACACAGCAAAGCGCAAGACAGAGACACUCGAAGCAGAGCUCGAGGAAAAGAAAAAGCAAAUUUUGAGGAUGUCCACAUCUCACACAUCCAUGACAUCCGAGCUCAUGGAUCUACAAAAACAGGCGAAUAGCAUGCGUGAAGAUCUCGCGAUGGCUGCUGAUAGCCUUGAAGCGCAUGCAACGAAGGCCGAAGAGUACGAGCGUCGCUCUAUAGAGAGUGAGAAAGAAGUGGCAGAGCUGAGGACUCGAUUAGACGAAAUACGCGACCGGCAUCACGAAAAUUUCGAGAUGCUGCGCAAAGAAAAGGAAGGCGAACUAGAACGCGUUCACGCUGAGCGGCGUACACUACUAGCAACAAAAACAGAGCUUUGUAAAGAAAAUGAGGAACUUCGGGUUCGUUGCAAGACGUUGGAGCGUGAGCUCGAGGCCACACGUAAGCAUGUAGAGGAACUUGACUCUUCUUUGAGGGAGAAAACUCUUCAAGUAGACAGUUUGAGUUCGGAUAUAGCAGAAACGAAAAAGUCGCUUUCUGAUCGUAUGGCACUUGCCACGAGAUUGCAAACAGAAAACAUGGGCAUGGCUGGGAAGUUGGCCGAGCAGGUGGCCCUGAUUGAAAGUGCGAUGCGCGAUGUUGCGAAGAGUAAGGCUACUCAGCAGGAAAUGGAAAACCAAGUUCAAGCUGUCAAGGCAGAUUUGGAAAGCAUGAAAAAGAGGGAGACUGCACUAAGGCAUGAUCUUGGCAAUGUUCAGCGCGAGAUGCUGGAGCAAGGAGCGAGUUUCCAACAGGAGCGUGAGGAGUCUCAGUUAGCGCUGCAAGCUGCAGUAGAGAGUGAAAAAAACAAAUUUCGCCGCGAGCUCGACCGUCUCGAAUCAGAAAGUAAAAACAAGUCGAGGUUAGCGUUGCAAGCCGUGAUGGAAAAAGAAAAGGAGAUUCUACGUCUGAGUGCACGUCUUCAUGAAGUAGAAGAGGAUGUUCGCUCAGGUGGUGCAGACAAUCGGAAAAUUGUAGAACUAGCCCAAUUACAAGCCAAACGCGAGGUCGAACAACGAGAACAAGCAGCACAAUUGCAGGCUCUCUUUCAGCAGCUUGAAGAAGCACAUCAUCAGAUCCAGGAACUUCGUGAAGAUAAGCGUCGACGUGCAGAGGAGCUGACAGUGAUGCUGCAGAACCAGCGACGAGACGGUGUCAAUAUGGAGUACUUGAAGAAUGUGGUUGUUCAGUACAUGUCUUUUCGUCCUGGAACCUCCGAGCAAGCGCGAUUGGUGCCAGUUCUUACGACAUUACUGCAAUUUACGGCUAAAGAUAUCAAAGAGAUAAAUCGCGCUGCUCGUCGCGGCAAUAGCUGGACAUCCUGGAGAAGUAAUGACUACAGUCUUGAAUACAAGCCCAUUGUCGUGGGUUCUGUGGAUUGCCACUCGACUGCCUCGCCCUCGUCAACAUCACAAGGUAACGGCGAGCAAUUGUCUUCGUUUAACAGAAAGGGAUCAGCACCUGUGCCUCGAAUAUCACCACCCGCAGAGCUACAUAUGAAAUUGUCUCGAGCGUCCAGCUUCGUAUUAACCGAUGGCGAACCUCAUAGCACGUCCACAGCGAGUGCUGACUUUUGA
Molecule: messenger RNA, 3600 nt
Organism: Plasmopara halstedii
Lineage: Eukaryota; Oomycota; Peronosporomycetes; Peronosporales; Peronosporaceae
Exons: 1
Coding region: 1-3600 (1199 amino acids)
Cellular component (GO): Golgi apparatus
Source: RefSeq, a predicted model, not a curated record